Messenger RNA from Elaeis guineensis (African oil palm), 866 nucleotides. The record is from RefSeq and is a predicted model, not a curated record. NCBI's taxonomy places the organism in Eukaryota, Viridiplantae, Streptophyta, Magnoliopsida, Arecales, Arecaceae.
CCCCAAAAUGGACGACCCCAGCAAGCUUUCCCCUCCAAAGAGUUCAAAGACUACACCCAGCUCAAACACAAAACGGGGGAUCAAAAGUGGCCAGCUUCAGCCCUUUAGACUCCAAACUGAGCAACGAGGACAAAUAAAAGAGCAAGCGUUUACGAAGAGAGUGCAAGAAUUGGUUGCUGAGGAGGCCAAACAACGGAUUCCUAUGGCGCAAGGUUUGCCAUUGACUACUGAUAAACCUCAGCAGAAUUUACCAAGACCACCCGUAAAGGAGCAGACAAAGCCACUAAAUACUAAGCUACACACUGAGCAAAGAGCAGCCAGGCGUGCUGGAUUCAAUAACCUGGUCUCUAGCAAAAACUAUUCCUUGGAGAUCCUUCGGAGAUUUGAAGAGAAGCUCCUAAAGGUUAUAGAAGAAGAGGAGAUAAAGACGAUGAGAAAGGAGAUGGUUCCAAAAGCGCAAUUGAUGCCAAUGUUUGACAGACCAUUCCUUCCACAACGGUCGACAAGACCUCUAACAGUUCCAAGAGAGCCAAGUUUUCAUUUCUUGAAACAAAAACUUUGCAGCGGUGGCGAGCCAUACAAAAUUCAUCAACACAUUAACCAAAAUAUGAAGGCUGUCAAAUAAUCAACUAGGAAAGCUACCAUUCAGGAUAGGCCCUUUUGUGACGCUUGAAUUGCUGUGCAGGAGUUCAAUAUAGUUUUGUUUUUUGGGGGUGGAGUGAUGAGAAAAUGGCCAGCCAUUUUAGGCCAAACCAUCUGCGACUCAUUUGUUUAUGAGAUUAUCAUGAAAAUCGUAAUAAGGGCUUUUUUUUGAUGCCAAGAUGCUUUUUGUAAAUUUGAGAAUCUGAUGGGUUGUACCUUUUUUU